This is a messenger RNA of Grosmannia clavigera kw1407, 663 nucleotides long. Its product is annotated as btb/poz-like protein. Lineage: Eukaryota; Fungi; Ascomycota; Sordariomycetes; Ophiostomatales; Ophiostomataceae. The transcript has 3 exons. The record is from RefSeq and is a predicted model, not a curated record. Bases 1 to 663 code for a protein of 220 amino acids.
AUGCUGGAGUCACCAUUUUUCGACAAGGCUUGCACUGGUGUUUUCAAGGAGGGGCUAGAGCAUAGUGUUGACCUCCCAGAUGAAGACCCCGACACCGUUGAUCGAUUUUUUCGAUUCCUCUACGCCGGAAACUAUUCUGAUGGGGAACAUUACGAUGAUUUGCCAUCGAAUACCGCCUUAAUAGCUCCCGGGCCGGACUCUGAGUCCCCCCCGGCGGAGGAUACCCUCGACUAUGACUCCGAUGGAUCAGAUUACAUGGAGACAGAAGAUGGCAUUGAGAUAGAUGCAAACCUGCCUCUUCCCAGUGGGUGGAAAAAUCGCGCCAUCACAACCUUAUAUACUUCCCUCCGAGUUUACAUAAUGGCGGACAAGUACGAUGUGUCAGCUCUGAAGCUGCUAUCUGGAGAGCGAUUUAAGCGUACCGCCGAAAGGCUAUGGUGUGAGUACGAUGACUUUCCGGCCGUGGUAGAUCUGCUGUAUGGAUCCACGAUGUCAGGUGACCCUUUACGAGAGUUCGUUUGUGCACUCAUUACCCAUCAAUACCAUGGCGAUGCCGGUCUACGUGCUAGGAUGAAGCCCGUAUUAGAGAAAAACCCUGACUUUGCCAUCAAGCUGCUAGAAAUGAUGGUGGGCAUCACCACGACGGACGUGGCCUUGCGCUAG